AUGCCAGACGCUAAAGAUGAUAGCAUACAGGCGCAGCAAGGAAGCUCUGUUUACGCUGCGCUUGCGCGAACGACUACAAGAAGCAUCGCUCUCUACUUCUCGAGACCAGUACGGUUGUUCAGACCGUCCAAAGUCACCGGAUGGCAGACUCUCAAAAGCCUUGCAAUUCAAGAAGGCGUGACCUUAUCGCCAAAAUACAUUUAUCGCUUGGUGCGGGAACAAGGGUUUAUGGUCAUACCCAAACAUUUCAUUCCGCCUAUGGUUGUCAACGCCAUCUUAGGCACGGUGCUAUGGGCUUCAUAUGCAGAAGCAUCGCUGCUCCUUGAGUCCCGUCUCCAGGGUCACCCUUUGAUAUCCACGGCAUUAUCCGGGGGUAUAGCUGGAGGAAUGCAAGCUGUAGUUGCUGCACCGGUCGAGAACGUCAGAUUAGUGCUCGAAGGCGGUUCCUCAGCAGGCAGCUGGGGCCAUGCUUGGAAGGAAGUCUUUAGAGGGACACAUUCCCAGACAUCACAAAUAUCAAAAAAGAAGAUUCAAGAUGCGCGGAUGUACCGGCAUUGGAUGAGGGAAGUGAAAGGUAUGGCGGGUCGUGGAUGGGAUGGUUGGGGUUGGGGUUGUGCCAAGGACAUUUGCGGUUUCUCCGUAUUUUUCUCCAUAUUCGAAGCCACGCGGGGUGUCGCCGCUAAUGUAAGAAAGACAUGUCAAAGGACCAUAGAAGCCCUUCGCUCAGUGGACGGGGAUGCCUCUGUCGUCCGUCACGCCCCGCGUCUUGUCCAUGCUACCACACUAGUAUCUGGAGGCAUACUUGCCGGAAUCUCAUAUGAAUUGGUAUGUAGGCCCUUUGACGUCGCUCGGAAGGCAGUCUACGUCGAGAAGAUAGCGGCUGUGCGGGGCCAUAGACCAGCAGCGUACAUACACGCAUUACUGAUGAAGGUGCAAGAAGAUGGUCCUAUUAGUCUAUUCCGGGACCCGAGCCUGCUCCGUGCCACUAGGAGCCACUCGGGUCCAUCCAGUAGGAAGAGAGUGGAGGCUAUGCUACGUAUUCUUGCCAGAGCCGGUCCAUGGGGAAUAGGGUUUCUGGUGUGGGAGGCUUUCGGGCCAGGAAUAUCAUGA
Gloeophyllum trabeum ATCC 11539 is the source of this 1110-nucleotide messenger RNA. RefSeq lists its product as uncharacterized. Gene Ontology annotation, biological process: mitochondrial L-ornithine transmembrane transport. The transcript is spliced from 4 exons. The record is from RefSeq and is a predicted model, not a curated record. Bases 1 to 1110 code for a protein of 369 amino acids. Gene Ontology annotation, molecular function: L-ornithine transmembrane transporter activity. Lineage: Eukaryota; Fungi; Basidiomycota; Agaricomycetes; Gloeophyllales; Gloeophyllaceae.